Molecule: messenger RNA, 2740 nt
Organism: Spea bombifrons (plains spadefoot toad)
Lineage: Eukaryota; Metazoa; Chordata; Amphibia; Anura; Pelobatidae
Gene: CASP3
Product: caspase 3
Exons: 8
Coding region: 157-1023 (288 amino acids)
Biological process (GO): keratinocyte differentiation; neuron differentiation; proteolysis
Cellular component (GO): cytoplasm
Source: RefSeq, a predicted model, not a curated record
GUUGUUAUGCGAACUGUAAGCCAAUAGGAAGCCUCGGUGGGACUCCGUGUGUCUGACGUUUACCCUGGGCCACAUAGACACAAAGGAACGGAGAGGACAGGAGGAGGGUGCUGCUGGGCAAAGUGUUGUGUAGACGAGGAUUCCAAAGGCAACAAAAUGACAGACAGCCAGAACGGCACCCAAACUGGUGACGAUAGUGCGGAUACCAGAUCAUUGUUUUCAAGCCCCCGGAUAUUUCCAGGGACUAAUGACUCGAAAGAACUGGAAAAGAAUUCCAAGCUUGCACAUCUGUUUAAGUACAGAAUGGAUUACCCUGAGAUGGGACAUUGCAUUAUCAUAAACAACAAGAAUUUUCACCCAUCCACAAGAAUGGGAACACGUUCAGGUACCGAUACAGACGCCCGUAAACUAUAUGAAACAUUCAAAUGUUUUGGAUACCAGGUCAAAGUGCUUAACGAUCAAAAGUGUUCUGAUAUCUUUGGACUUCUGAAAAAAGUUUCCGAAGAAGACCACAGUAAGAGAAGUUCGUUUGUGUGUGUGCUGCUGAGCCAUGGCGAGGACGGCUUAAUAUAUGGAGUGGAUGACUGCCUUCCUAUCAAAAAUAUAACUAACCUCUUCAGAGGGGAUCGCUGCAAGACCCUGGUGGGAAAGCCUAAAAUAUUCUUUAUUCAGGCGUGCAGAGGGACAGACCUUGACCCGGGAGUCGAGACAGAUAGCGGAAGCGAACCAUCGGGGGAACCAACCCGGAUUCCUGUUGAAGCUGAUUUUCUGUACGCCUAUUCUACAGUCCCUGGGUACUAUUCCUGGAGAAAUACUUCCAACGGCUCCUGGUUCGUCCAGUCUCUCUGCGAAAUGCUGAAACUCCACAGCUCACGCCUUGAUCUUCUUCAAAUCUUGACCUGCGUAAAUCACAUGGUAGCCGUAGAGUUUGAAUCCUGUUCAUCUUCUGCUGAGUUUCACGGAAAGAAGCAGAUCCCGUGUGUCGUGUCCAUGCUCACAAAGUCACUCUAUUUUCAACCAUAAGAAGCCCCCCCCGCACACAUGUCCAUGCAAAGUAUCCGGUGCCCAUAAACACGCGUGCAGUAGGUUUCAUUCAUUCCAUACAGAUGGCAGCCACUACCGCUGGAGGUUUCUUUAGGAGGGACAUCUGUUAAAGGGAAAUAACUAUUUUGUGCUAAAUAUGCCUUAAUAGUUUACAUUUUAUUUUUCAACUAUUAUUUUGCUGUUUUUCAUGACAAUAAAAGUGAACCACGUGAUAUAGCGAACAUUUUUUUUUUAUAUAAUGCAAACAAUUAAAAAGCAGGUUAUUUAAAAGUAACUCUUACUGCCUUUUCUCAUACGUUGCAGGUGUUCCGUUGUGUAAAUAGAAAUGCUCUUCAAAUAAUUGCUUCACGAUCUUUUGGGAUUUGUACCAUCUUUCUGAUUGUAAAACUGAGCCGUUAUUGCCUGGUGCGGAGAUCAUUUCGUUGUAUGGGCUUCUGCUGCCGCUUACCUGUUCUAUAUAUACCGGCCGUAUAAAUGGAUUUUCAAGAGAAGCCGGUUAAGCGAGCACACAAUGCAUGCAUUUUUCAGAUUAAGACUGUGUAGUGUUUGGGUAGAUUUAUUUAGUAUGCAAAAUACAAAAAUAAUGUAUUUUAGGGGGUAACAAAAAAUCUUAUCGUUUACACAUUGUUUUAGGUGGAACGUUCAUUACAUGAUAUAACCCCAUCCCUGCAGAAAUGUUACAAUGCCUUUCAGCUGCCAUGAUUAUAUCUAUAUAGGCAGUAUCAGCUUUAACCCGUGUAUAAAUGUGGCAUACGGCUACUGCCCAAACCCUGCUUGUUGCCACAAGGGCCAGAGACUCUAGCAGCCUGAGCACCACCCUCGUCAUUAAAGGUGCCGUAAAAAGAAAUGAACUGAAAGCACUCCGGUUUACAAAGCCCCAUUUUUUCCCAUGUUUUAUUUGAACCAUAUUUUUAAUAUUGGUAGGGCCUGACUUCUUUAUACGCUUUGAUCAAAGUUCUAUCGUAAACUAGAUUAACAUCACUUCCCAAGGACAGCAGCAGAUAAGAUAAGAACAGCAUUUCUUAAACGGAUACAUUCAUCUUGCCAAAGAGAUCGCAUUUAUACCAAGGGCCGGACUUUCUAUUACACGCGUUCUUAGGUAGUUUUAUACAAACGGAUACAAUAUUACAUUUUAUUCUGCCAACUGAACACUGGAGGGUAUAUUAGAAUAAAUGUAAAAAAUAUAUAUUCUUUGAAAUCAAUUGCAUGUCCUUUUAGUAUGAAACAUGAGACCUUAUAGUGAUUGGAAUUUAGGGGGAAAAAAAAAACUUUCUGAAUGUUGAAUUUCUGCAUUCCUACCUCGGAACGCUAUUCUUGACAUAGUUGGUUAAUUUUGUAUAUUUAUUAGGAUUAGGGAACGCUCUACUUUUGUGUGUUUCUAUUUUCUUCCUCGUAAAUCAUCUUUUAUGCAUAAAAAUAUUUCUAAAAUGUGGGAUUUUUUUUCAGUAGAAAAUUUGAAUGUGUUUUUCAAGUUCUGCUUUCGAGGAACUGAAAUCAUGUUAUUAGUAACCAGCAUAUAUCUGCAGCAGGAAUCAUUUCCAUUGCACGAUUGGUAGCAAUGCCUGAACUGAGUUUUUUAACAAUUCAUUUUUCUUGGUACUAUUCACAUUAAUAAAGUAAAAAGCACUUAAAUACUGAUUUAUUGUCGACACCGUGGUUUUUGAAGUUGUGUGCUGAAAUUAAAUUGUUGAUCAAA